This is a messenger RNA of Ilyonectria robusta, 684 nucleotides long. Its product is annotated as CAP domain-containing protein. Gene Ontology annotation, cellular component: extracellular region. The transcript has 2 exons. Bases 1 to 684 code for a protein of 227 amino acids. Lineage: Eukaryota; Fungi; Ascomycota; Sordariomycetes; Hypocreales; Nectriaceae. The record is from RefSeq and is a predicted model, not a curated record.
AUGCGUUUCUCCGCCUUCGUCGUUUCCACUCUGGCUGCCAACGCCGCAGCCUGGCGAUUCCCCCACCGCCCUCACAAUGUGUACACCCAGUACUACACCGAGGUUGUCACCGUCGUGGCUCCCACUGCCACCGAGGUCGCUCUCCCCGUCACCAAGGUCUCGACGACCGCUGUGGUCCCGGCCGCAACCACUCUGGUCACCAAGAAGGCUUCGUCGACCAAGACCGUUGUCGCUGUGAAGACCACUGCCGCAGCCCAGUCUACUGCUGCCGCUGCCGCCUCCAGCCUGACGACCGACCAGCAGAACGCCCUUGACGCCCACAACGCUGCCCGAAAGGCCGUCGGAAACGCUGACCUCGUCUGGGACGACGAUCUGGCCGCCGGUGCCCAGGAGUGGGCCGAUCACCUUGUCUCUCUCGGCACGCUGGAGCACUCUGGCACUGCCGACCUUGGUGAGAACCUGUACAUGCAGUCCGGCAACGAUGCGCCCUACCUCAACGCUGUCAACGCCUUCGUCUCCGAGAAGAGCCUCUACAACGGCGAGGCCAUUUCCGCCACCAACUACAUGAGCUUCGGCCACUACACCCAAGUUGUUUGGGGCACCACCACCAAGCUCGGCAUGGCCGUCGCCAGCGGCAGCAGCGGUACCUACGUUGUCGCCCGCUACUCUGGCCCUGGUAACUAG